Nycticebus coucang (slow loris) is the source of this 3973-nucleotide messenger RNA. RefSeq names its product HCK proto-oncogene, Src family tyrosine kinase (gene HCK). The transcript is spliced from 11 exons. Gene Ontology annotation, molecular function: ATP binding; non-membrane spanning protein tyrosine kinase activity; signaling receptor binding. The coding region runs from base 135 to 1352 and encodes 405 amino acids. The record is from RefSeq and is a predicted model, not a curated record. NCBI's taxonomy places the organism in Eukaryota, Metazoa, Chordata, Mammalia, Primates, Lorisidae. Gene Ontology annotation, biological process: cell surface receptor protein tyrosine kinase signaling pathway; cell differentiation; protein phosphorylation. Gene Ontology annotation, cellular component: extrinsic component of cytoplasmic side of plasma membrane.
CCCUCCGAGCGCCGGCCCAGCGAGCAUCUUUCUGUGGGCUCGAGCGCCCCGGGAUCCUGGGGGCUGCAGAGCUGGGGGGGCGUUCGAGCUGCGAGGAUCCGGGCUGCCCGCGAGACGAGGAGCGGGCGCCCAGGAUGGGGUGCGUGAAGUCCAGGUUCCUACGGAAUGGAGGCAAGAGCUCGAAAACUGAGCCCAGCACCAACCCGCACAGCCCUGUGGGUACACAGGAUCUUCUGUCUGUGGCCAAGCUGGGGCCUAACAGCUACAAUGGCAACCCGCCAGGGUCUAUGGAGGCAGGCUCUGAGGAAAUCGUCGUGGUUGCCCUGUACGAUUACGAGGCCAUUCACCAUGAAGACCUCAGCUUCCAGAAAGGGGACAAGAUGGUGGUCCUGGAGGAGUCUGGGGAGUGGUGGAAGGCUCGAUCCCUGGCCACCCGGAAAGAGGGCUACAUCCCAAGCAACUAUGUCGCCCGUGUUGACUCUCUGGAGACAGAGGAGUGGUUCUUCAAGGGCAUCAGCAGGAAGGAUGCAGAGCGCCAACUCCUGGCUCCCGGCAAUGUGUUGGGCUCGUUCAUGAUCCGAGACAGCGAGACCACCAAAGGGAGCUACUCAUUGUCUGUGCGAGACUAUGACCCCCGGCAAGGAGAUGCAGUGAAGCAUUACAAGAUCCGGACCCUGGACAACGGGGGCUUCUACAUCUCCCCGAGGAGCACCUUCAGCACCCUGCAGGAGCUGGUGGCUCACUACAAGAAGAGUAACGAUGGUCUCUGCCAGAAGUUGUCGGUGUCCUGCGUGUCCCCCAAGCCACAGAAGCCUUGGGAGAAAGAUGCCUGGGAGAUCCCCCGGGAAUCCCUCAAACUGGAGAAGAGACUUGGAGCUGGACAGUUUGGAGAAGUGUGGAUGGCCACCUACAAUAAGCACACCAAGGUGGCAGUGAAGACGAUGAAGCCCGGCAGCAUGUCGGUGGAGGCCUUCCUGGCUGAGGCCAACCUGAUGAAAACCCUGCAGCACGACAAGCUGGUGAAGCUGCACGCGGUGGUCACGGAGGAGCCCAUCUACAUCAUCACGGAGUUCAUGGCCAAAGGAAGCCUGCUGGACUUCCUGAAAAGUGACGAAGGCAGCAAGCAGCCCUUGCCCAAGCUCAUCGACUUCUCAGCCCAGCUCCUCUCACCCCCAGCCAGAGUGUUUUUUACUUCUGUUCUCUCUCACACGCUCUUUCCUGUCUAUGGGAAAACAGGAGAGGAUGAGGAUGCCAUGGGAGUGCACAGCUGGAGCAUUUGGCCUGGUCCAGGAGCAAUCAGAGGAGGCUUCCCAAGGGAAGUGGGCUGUAGGCUGAGCCUGAAGGAUGAGUAGCAGUUCAGCUGAUGAAGAGGAAAGGGAAGGAUGAUCUACAGAAGAAAAAACCUGUGCAGAAGCCCGAAGGGGAGAACAAGGGGGCUCGACCUAAUCAGCUGGAGCCUAGAGGGUGACAGGAUGAAGGGAGGAUGGGUUGGUGCCGUGGUGGGAGUGGAGCAAGACCUGGCCUGUGCCUACAGGACAUGCCAAGGGCAGGGCUCAUUUGAGAAUGCAAAUUCCAGGGGCCCAACGGCCACCACAAGUAUAAUAAAAGGCUCUACUUUGGGAACCUGGAAUGCUAGAGACAUAUGGAAAUCAAGAGCAGGCAUUUUUACUCCAGUGGGCACUAUCACUGGGAAACAAUAGUCCGGCCUGUUGCUAUGUUAUAAUCAUCAAACCGGCCAAGACUUUCCUGGGCAAUAGUCAGAGGCUGGGGCGUGAUCCAGGAGACCCAUCUCACAGAUGGGAAAACAAACCAAGAAAGGGAAGAGGUUCUCGGCCUUUAAAGAGGUAGACUCAGAACCCAGGGGCAGGAAGGAGCACACCUGUGUGUCAGAUGACUUCCCCCAAAGCAUACGGUAAAUACUUUCUAAGUUACAGUAUCUGCCAUUAGCUUGAUAACUUUUGCUAACUGUAAGAAUUCCUUAUAAAUUUCCCACACUCCCCAAACCAAGACCCUGUCUCACUCUAUUCCCCCACACUGGUACCCCAACUCCCAUGGCUCCAAACAAAGUCAGAAAGUCUCUUCAAGUUUUUGUUCUCAAGUCUGGAUUUCAGGUCUGGCUGCCUCGGGCGCCCUCUGCUGUGCAUUCCCGCAAGUGCACCACCCACUUGCCCCUGGCCUUGAGCCAGCUGGUUGCACCUUUUCUUUGUUUCACUUAGUCAGAUUCCGGCUCUCCGCCACCCCCACCCCCACCCCCACAACAAUUAAUCUCAUCAGAUUGCACCAGCUAUAGUCUUUCCUCCAGAGCACUGGGGUGAUGAGUUAUUUAGAGGCAGCACAGGGCACUAGAUUGGAAAUCUGCAGACAGAUUUGAGUCUGACAUUCAGAAUUUUCCUGGUGGUAUAAUCUGGAAAGUGACCUGUCCUCUGUAAGACAGAGAUAAUGGUAAUUCCUGCCUCAAAGAGCUCAGAGGCUGGUUUAUAAGCUAAAAACUCUGCUUUCUGGGUAUCUGGGGUUAAUCUUAAACCUCUUUUGUCCAAACCCAUUUAAUCAUCAAUAGUAAAAAUGUCUCCAAGGCAUAAUCCAUGACUUUUUAUUAGAGAUUUCCAGGGCCCCCAGUGUGAUAAGAAUCCUUCACUCAGCUGGGCUGGGUGGCUCAUGCCUGUAAUCCUAGCACUCUGGGUGGAUUGCUUGAGCUCAGGCGUUCAAGACUAGUCUGAAUAAGAGCAAGAUUAAAAAUAGAAAAACUAGCUGGGUGUAGUAGCACAGACCUGCAGCCCCAGGUACUCAGGAGGCUGACUCAAGAGGAUUGCUCAAGCUCAAGAGUUUGACGUUGCUGUGAGCUAUGAUGACACCACAGCACUUUACCCAGGGUGAGACUUUGUCUCAAAAAAAAAAAAAAAAGAAGAAAGAAAAAAGAAAAAGAAUCCUCCACUCAGUCUGUUAUUCACUUGACAGUCAUGAUGACUUUUGCAUGUACAUCAGAACAUGUCACACUCCUGCUUAAUGGCUUCUCACUCUCAGAAUAAAAUCCAGCCUCCUCUCUUGUCCUCCAACGCUGUCCACAAUUGGCAGCCUCCCUCUCAACUUCACUCUCUCCUCUCUGUCAUGGCAUCUUCUGCUCAGCCACCUUGGCCUCGAGGCUGUUCCAUAAACCCCUCUCUCUGCCUGGCAUAGUCUUACAUGACACACUUAUUAUUAUCAGCAUUCAAAUUGUAGCUCAUUUCUCACCUCCUUAAAGCAGGCUUCCCUGACCAACCAAACAAAAAAGCCCUCUAAGCUCAUGUUUUCUUGCUCUAUCUUUUCUUUAUGGUACUUGUCGCCACCUGUCCAAGUAAUAUAUCUGGCACUCAAAAACACUCAGGAGAUUUUUGUUGAAUUAAUUAAUGAAUUUUUCUUACCCAGGUUCUUUGGGAGAAAGAAGAUAUAAAAGACAUAGGAGAAUAUGACAUGAACCCAGGUUGUCCCCCCAAACAGGGUUGAGGAUGAAAGCACUUCAUAGUAUCCUGGUGUGUGUGUGUGUGUGUGUGUGUGUGUGUGUAUGUAUAGGUCCUGGAGAAAAAGCCCCAUUGCUUUUUCCUUGAGAACAUUUCAAAGUGCUCCCUGGAAGUUUUGGAACUCUAAAGAACCCCCCAAAUUGACCCAGGCCUCAAGGAUACGCCCCACAUGGAUGGGUAAACAAAGAAAUGCUAACCUGAGCCCUGGAAACUCCAACAAAAAUGGGGGAGGUGAGGCAGAUGUUUUCUAGUUUUCUCUUAGUCGGACACUCCUCUGCUGCUUUGGAGUGGACCACCUGGGUCUGGGCCAGGUCUGAGGACGAGGGCGUCUCUGUUUUGGAUGCAGAUUGCAGAAGGCAUGGCCUUCAUUGAGCAGAGGAACUACAUUCACCGAGACCUCCGAGCUGCCAACAUCUUGGUCUCUGCAUCCCUGGUGUGUAAGAUUGCUGACUUCGGGCUGGCACGGAUCAUCGAAGACA